GACGCUCUCAGAGAUACAGAGCUGCAGAAACACAGCACGGAUCAUCACGGACUACUGGACUAUCCUCUUUACCUCUUUACUCUGCAUUUAACGGACUCUGAAGGAUCUUUUGGACUGAUCUGGAUCUGGAUUACUUGUUUGGACUUUCUUUAUUCCGGGUCUUUAUUCAGCCUCCCUCUGCAGAGCCACUCUGGAUCCUGUUUCUGUUUCUGUUCUGGACUUUGUGGAUUAUUGUUCUGACUUCAACAUGACUCUGGAGGAGCUCAUCGGAUCCAACAGCACCGACAUCAAGAUGGAGACGGUGAGUCCGGCUCUGGAUGCUCUGGAGGCUCUGGAGGAGCUGCUGGUCUCAGCGCAGCGGCAAGACCACCUCACUGUGGGGGUCUACGAGUCCGCCAAACUCAUGAAUGUAGACCCGGACAGCGUGGUUCUGUGCGUGCUCGCCACCGAUGAGGAGGAUGAAGAUGACAUCGCGCUGCAGAUCCACUUCACGCUGCUUCAGGCGUUCUGCUGCGACAACGACAUCAACAUCCUGCGGGUUUCCGGUCUGAGCCAGCUGGCUCUGCUGCUGGAGGACGACUCCAAGGACAGCAACGGGAACAGCACCGGAACCGGCACCGGUACCGGGACUGAGCCCCGGGACCUGCACUGCAUCCUGGUUACUAACCCCCCGGUCCAGCCGCUGCAGUCCCAGGCCCUGCAGGACAUCAGCAGCUUCUGCGAGGAGAGCCGCUGCAGGAACCAGUGGGUCCCCUGUCUGGACAUGCAGGACCGCUGAUCCAGAACCGGGCCGAGCCCAACCGAGCCAGACCGCUGCAGAGCGGUGAGAAGAGAACGAGUGCAAACGGUCCAAACAGCCGCGUCCUUCUGCUGAAGGAGAUAGAAGAGAGGGACCGAACCGGGCCGAACCGGGCCGAACCGGGCCUGCCUAAUCCGGUGAUUAUCUGGGGGGCGUGAGAUGCCGGUAUCGGUACCGGACGGGGCUCUGAAGGCCGGACCGGCCUCCUGUCGGAGGAGGACUGUGCAGGUGGACUCAGGUCCUGGACCUGCAGAGACAGAGAGGGGGGGCGGUGUUUCUGAUAUUUGAUGAACUGUCACGUGACUGAGUGACUCCAGCUGGAGGUCACGUGAUCCGAUGACUGAAUGAACUGAAGAGCUGCACGUGAAGCUCGACGUGGACUAACUUACCUGAGCUGCAGGUUAUGAACUGUGACGUCAUGUUGUUGUUUUAUCAUUACUUCCUGUUGUUAGUGAUGUCGCAGAGUCACACACUGAGCUCAUUGUUAUUUAAAGGAACACAUUGAUAUAUGUUUAUUUAACCUGUACAAUAAAUGAUUGAAGGAGAA
Messenger RNA from Sebastes umbrosus (honeycomb rockfish), 1346 nucleotides. Its product is annotated as growth arrest and DNA damage-inducible protein GADD45 beta-like. The record is from RefSeq and is a predicted model, not a curated record. Gene Ontology annotation, cellular component: nucleus; cytoplasm. Lineage: Eukaryota; Metazoa; Chordata; Actinopteri; Perciformes; Sebastidae. The transcript has 4 exons. Gene Ontology annotation, biological process: regulation of cell cycle. The coding region runs from base 248 to 778 and encodes 176 amino acids.